AUGCAAACGACACCACAAAAGAAGAAGAAGACAGGCCGACUUCCAAAGCUUACCCCUGAGCGUCUUGACGAAGUAAUCCUAUGGAUUCAACAAUCUCUUGAGCAUCGCUGUCUAAACUACCAUAAUAUCUGUGGUAUCUUAGAUCUUGGUAUAUGCGGGGAGACACUUCGCCUAUCUCUAAAAGCUCGUGGGAUGACUUCACACCCUGCUGCACAAAAGCCUCCGAUCCUUACCUCCUACCGGUCGAAACGUCUAAACUAG
This is a messenger RNA of Penicillium hordei, 261 nucleotides long. RefSeq lists its product as uncharacterized. Lineage: Eukaryota; Fungi; Ascomycota; Eurotiomycetes; Eurotiales; Aspergillaceae. The transcript has a single exon. Bases 1 to 261 code for a protein of 86 amino acids. The record is from RefSeq and is a predicted model, not a curated record.